Molecule: messenger RNA, 6275 nt
Organism: Portunus trituberculatus (swimming crab)
Lineage: Eukaryota; Metazoa; Arthropoda; Malacostraca; Decapoda; Portunidae
Exons: 25
Coding region: 1054-5367 (1437 amino acids)
Molecular function (GO): lipid binding
Source: RefSeq, a predicted model, not a curated record
AGGGUGGAGUGACGCCGCUUGGGAUAGUGUGUAUGUGUGUCUGUGUGUAUGUGUGCGUAUCUUGUGUCGUCUGAAGUACGCCCAGUAAACGCCUUCUUAUUGUAAAAGUAUGUGUUGUUCUGCUUUGUGGUGCCCUGUGAGGUUUGUGCCUCUCACGGAUCAAUGAGGACGGGAACGACGACGGUGUGUGUAGGACGGGGAGCCAGCCACCGGUGACGACUCCUCCACACGCACCCGCCACCUCACCCACGCACAAUAACACCAAACACACGCAUGGGCGGCUAUGUCAUGACUGGCGUACAGACCGCGUGUGCACAAAGCAAAGCCAACGAUGAGGCUCCACUUGAAGGAAGGCGAAAGAGGGCGAGCAAAGAGAAGAGGCAAAGGUGAACUCCAGAGAAAAAUAAAUGAGGUUAGCCUAAGGAGGAAAAAUAUAGGAAAAAGAGAACCUGAACUUAUUGAGUCUGGAAAAAAGAAAAAGGAAAGAAAAGAAAUUGAGAAAGAGUGGAUGAGAUAAAAGAGGGAAGAAGGAGAAAGGAAAGUGGAAGAGAAUAACGUAGAAGUGAACUGGCAAGGAGAAAAACAAAUAAAAUAGAAGUCAAAUGAAAGAAAAGAAGUGAAAAGUUAUAAUUAUCAGAUUUGUCUUACCGGAAAAAAAGCAAGAAAGAAAAAAAAAGCAUAAAGAAAGAAAAUAAAAUGGGAAAUGAAUCUUAGUGAACGGAGGGAAAUUUAACGAAAGAAAUUAAAAGAAGAAGAAAAAAAAGGAGAAUAAACUACACAAGUCUAUAGAAAAAAGAGAAAGAAAAUUACGAAGCUCUGAAUUAUUAAAACCAGGAAAGAAAAUGGAGGCAAGAUGAAAGAGGAAGAGAAUAAUGAUAAUAGAAAAGGUGCAGUAAAAGAGGAAACAGAGUAAUUGAUGUUCAUUAGAAGGAAGGAAAAACUGAGAAAGAAAACCAAAAACCUGAGUGAGAGAGGAGGAGGUGCAAAAAGGAGGAAAAAGAGGAGGAGGAGGAGGAGCGAAAGAGGAGGAGGAGGAGGAGGAGGAGGAGAGCCAUGCCCAGGGGUUUCUUAGACCGUCAUCUCCAUCGGCGCCUCCAUCACGACUCCUCCACCACCACCACCGCCUCCACCACCACCACCACCACCACAACCACCACCACCACCGCCUUCAACAGUACCUCCUCCUUCACCUCCUCCUCCUCCUCCUCCUCCAGUCUGAGAAAAGGAGGUUCACGCCCCUGGCCAGAAGAAUGCUGUGGUAGCGAGACUGAUCAGCUUCCCGAGGACAAUGCAUCUGCCUCCUCCACCACCUCUACCAUCGCUGCCGCCACCGCAGCCGCUGCAGCCACACUCCACUCACCGCAGCAGCAGCACCAUCAGUACCUGGCCGAGCACCACCACUCUCUGUACCCCGGCCUGCCCGCCACGCUGUCAGGGGAACCGCGGCCUUCUCAGCUGUUGGAGGAUGAUCUCAAGGAAGUGCUUGCUCGAGGCUCCAAGUCUAGCGUGGGCGUGUUACUCCCCCUGGUGGUUGUGGUGGUGGGGGCGUGGAUCCUGGGGUCGUGGGGGGCGUCGUGGGCGUGGCUGGUGAUCAGUGUGGCAUUCACGUGGGCGCUGGUGACGGGGGCGCUGCAGAGGGCGGCCCAGGAUGCUGCGAGGCACGAGUCACUAAGGUUAUCGCGGCGGCGGGCUCUGCAGGCGGACGAGAGCUGUGAGUGGCUGAACCUGCUAGUGAACCGCUGGUGGGUGUUCUCCUCUGCCUCCAUCUUCGCUCGAGUCAAGGCUGCGCUGGACCCGAGACUCGCUGAGGCCAAACCUGCCUUCCUCGAGACUAUAUCCUUAAAACAAUUGAGCCUCGGGGAGCGAACGCCAGUAUUGCGGAGCGUGCGAGCGUGGGACGUGACAGCCACUACAGAUCCAACCAGUCCCCGCCGCCCACACUGCCCGACUCGCCCUCCCCCCGGCCUAGCCCACGCCCCGACGCACACCAUAGCACUCGUCUGCGAUCUCGCCCUGGACUCUGACUCCUUUUCCGCGGUGCUUUCUGCGAGGAUUGGCGGGAAAGGGAUGGGCGUGGAGCUGGACGUGGGCGUGGAGAAGCUGGCGGUGCUGGGGCGUGUGGUGGUGACGGCGACGUUGGAUAUGGAGGCGCCCUUUCCACAUGUGUCCCGCCUCUCCCUCUCCUUUACUGAGAAGCCCCAAGUGUGGUUCAGUGUGAGGAUUCUGAAGGCUGUUCAAAUGAUGGAGCUACCAGUGCUGAAGACGUGGCUGCACUCUCUGGUGAUGGAUGCCCUCUCCACCGCCUGGGUCGAUCCUGGCCAGCUGGAGAUCAACAUCCACACCUCUGACAUCAUUGUUCCCGAGACACGCGCUGGUGACACGCUGGCUCAAGGGGUGCUCACUGUCAUCCUCUGGACCCUCAAAGGAACAUCAGGUCUGGACGAGGACAAGUGGGUGGUGGUUUACGUGGAUGGCCAGCAGCACGUGACGCCGCCCAUCACCUCGCAGCGGUGGCAGGAGGCGUGCAGCUUCCUGGUGAGCUCCUCCCCUGGCAACCACAACCUGGUUCUCAAAGUGAAGACCAAAAGACUCAUCACCACCACACUAACACAGUUCGACCUCCCGCUCAGUCAGUAUGGCCUUGAGAACUGUAAAGUAGCAGAGACGGUGCUACAGAAGAAGGGGAAGGUGAUCGGAGCCAGCAUUCCUCCCAUACACUUACGGCUGCAGUACACGCCCCUCACACCCAUCACCCUGGAGGCGCCCCUGCCCACCCCACUCACUGACCACCAAGAAGGUGCUGGUGUGCUCUACAUAAUGGUUCAUGGUGCUGACAACAUCACCACUCCCACCUCUGAGAAUCUUCCAAGCCCUUACUGCCUCAUCUUCAAUAACCGCAAGAAGGUGAAAAUGACCCACUAUGUGAGUGAGUGUGGGAGUCCCCGGUGGGAGUGCGGGGUAGAGGUGCUGGUGCGGGAGGUGUGUGCCGUCACCCUGGCCAUGGCAGUCUGCUCCCUCCCACACACCACCACCUUGCAGGACACAGAACUGCUGGGUCUGGCCACUGUCUCCCUUGCCACAGUGAAGCUGCCCAUGGUCCGCCGGCCACUGCCCCUUACCCGGAGCCUGCCCACCCCAGGCACCACCCCCACUGCCUCCUCUCCUAUGGGGACAGUGACAGUGACAGUAGUGUUCCGCUCCGUGCCAUCGGUGGCCGGCUGCAACAUUUCCUCGGCACCCGAUUCUGUUCUGGAGCGUGCUGGGCAAGCUAUCCUGGGGUCAGUGGCACCAGGCCAGACAUCAGGUCUUGGCACCCCUGUAGGCACUCUGCGGCGGCCCUCCCUCACAGGGCUUGGGGACGAUGAGGAUGGCAUCAGCAAGAAGCGGCCAAAUGCACCGUGGUACUCUCAGGCUAGCCGUCGUUGGGGCACCCAGGCGGGGACGCAGGACAUUGGGGACAUCCUGGCCUCAGGGCUCGGGCUCAUGGAACUCACCAUCAUCAGGGCCCGGGAUCUGGUGGCUAAGGAUCUGAAUGGCUACAGUGAUCCAUACUGUGUGGUGAAGGUGAAUGGGGAGGUGAAGUACAGGACACGAGUCAAGAAGAAAACUCUCAACCCGGAAUGGGAAGAAACACUGAUGACACACCUGCCCAAGUCUCCCGAUCACCUGUCCAUCACUCUGUGGGACCACGAUGCCUUUGGGAAGGAUUUCCUGGGCUCUGUGUCCCUGGGAGAGGAGGAAGUGCGGGGGAUGUCCAUUGGUGAUGUCCCAAUUUGGUGUCCGUUGGAGGGCACCAAGUCAGGCCACUUGGAAGUGAGGAUCAAAGUUAUCUCAGAUGAUUAUGAGAUCCUAUUUGAUGAAUUCAGUCCUGAAGGGUUUAUCUUGUCAGGUGCAGCAGCCCAGCAUCAGAUCAAGGCAGCAGAUGGGUCACUGGCAGCUGGAGUACCAAUGGCAGCUGGUAGUGCAGAAGGGAAGGUGGUUAUGGUUGGAACAGAAGGUGACCCUGACAACUCAGAAGGUGUGGCUUCUCAGGAGUCUGUUGAUGAGCCGGAAAGCCCAAUCCUGACGUCUGACCUUCAAGAUGGCCAGAAUGGAGAGACGCCUCCCCUGACCAACGGACGGAGGGCCAGCGAGUCAUCCAUCCUGGACAACCAGAGGGACGAGCCACCCAUCCACACAAACCUGAGAGGCACCAUGAGUGGGUCAGCAACACCUGCCUCCUCCAGCCCCAUCCACGCCCCAGUCCAGUCACGGCGGUCGGGAGCCAAGAUCAUCGCCAGUGCUCUGUCCAUGGCCCGUGCCCGCUCCCACGAGGCGUCCCCGGCCCACAGCCCCAAGAGCACCAAGGCCAUCCCCAAGAUAAGUCUCACAGAACACCACAGCGAGGAUGACUAUGGUGGAGGCAGCAGCAGCAGCCCUGAGCACCACCACCGUCACCGCCACCACCACAAGUCUAAGAAAAGCUCCGAUGGGGGUCUAAGGGCAGUGCGGGAGAAGGUGUGUCGUGGUCUGGCUCACCCCCUCAGACGUUUUCGGUCUGAGGCAAAUGUAAGGGGAGAGCAACAGCAGCAGGAAGAGGAGGAGGAAGAGGAAGAAAGCUGUCAAGAACUUCAAGAUUCCCCUCUCCACCCUCAUCACCACCCCCACCCCCGCCUGCAGCUGUCCCUCAGUGUUGGGGUGCCAGUGAGGGUCGGGGUGGGUGGAGGUGAGAGUGACGCAUCAGAGUUACUGGGAGGGGAUGCACCACUCAGCCAUGCCAAGUCUCAGCCCAACUUGCUCCUGGAGGCUGCCAGACUUUCGUCAUCUACGAAAGCACUGAAUAGCAGCAACAACAACAAUGUAAACAACAACAACAGCAGCAGUAUUCCACAACGGGCUGAGGUAUUUGUCAAUGUGCGCGGCGUCGCCAAGCGUGUGCAGGGGCUCCACAUUCCUCGCUCAGGCCUGCAGCUCUUUCUCAGGAUCCGUAUUAGCAGUGAUGAGAAGAAUGGAGGAAGCCUUAGCAGCACCAGCAGCAGCAGCGGUGGCAGCAGGAGCACCAAGACAGUGGGUCGGUCGCGCCUUGUUCCUGCAUGCCCCUCACCAACUUUUGACUGUGAGUGGCAAGUGGACAGUGAGGUGAGCCGACGUGCUGUCUUGGUGCUGGAAGUCAGGUCAGGGUCACGCCAGCUCCUCAACUCUUCAAAUGUGACUCUUGGGGAUCUCUUCACUGAGCCAGGUGCAGAAGGCAGUGUGGAGCGAUGGGUCAACCUGCAGGGUGGGGCCACGUUGCUUUUGAAAGCGAGUCAUGGAGGUGACGCACCGCCAACUUCCCGGAGACGCUCCCUCUUUCGCUCCUGGUCCCUUCACCGGCUGGGCAAGAUUUAGAGGGCACAUUGGCAGCUGCCCUUUCACCUCACUGUACUGCCUUAGAGGAGGGGAAAGGAAAGGGGAUAGAUAAUAUGUUAAGAGCUUAGGGGGAUAGAAAAGAAAGGUAUUCAGUAUUUGGCUUGAAAGAAGGGAAAGAAGAGUAAAAACAUCAGUAUUAAAUUAAAGGGAAUAGAGAAAACAAAUUGGAAGGUGUUAGUUUUUUAUUUCAAGUAGGAAGAGCAAGGAAAGAUUAGCUUAAGUAACCAUUUGUGAUUCAGGGAAAUGUACAUACUGGGAACAAAGAGUCAAAUUGGGAUGUGUAGGUAGGUAGCACUAGGAAAGAGGCAUAAGUCUGGUAGAUAUUGAGGCAAGAUAGCAUUAGGUGGAAACUCUUGACUGGUGAAUGGGAAUAGGAGAAAAAAUAAGUAAGUCAGAGGGAAAGGAAAGAUAUUUUAGACAGGAAUCAACAAGUCAGAUAGUGCUGUGCUUACCCAGAGGCAUAAUAUUAAACUCAACCACCUACUUUAUGAAAAUCUUGGUUAAUAUUUUGGUGGCAGUGAUAAUACAAAGCUCAUCUUUUUACUCCUCAAUGGUAAGAGUAGCUAAGUUAGGUACUAUAAGCUCAACAAAGAAUUAUUUAGCAUAUUAUAUAACAACUGGUUGCAAGGCUCACUCAAUUUUCAUAAUCCUUCCUAUACACUCUACACAUAUACAAACCUACUACAUGCUGACAUUUCCACCAUUCUCCUCCUUUCUUUUCUUUAUAUCUAUCCAAUCAAAGCCAGUGUAGGUGAUCUAGUCAUUUAUUUAUAGGGUCUUGGAUACUAUGAUAUAUAUAUAUAAGCCUUCAUGUUGUGCCAAGUUGACCUGCAUGUGUCCUUCAGUCCACAUAUCAUUCUGUGCACAAUAAAUGUUUCUUGGUUCCA